AUGGGAUCUGACGCUGACGGUUCUCCAGUGAAGAGGAGAUGGUACCAAUGGUACUCGGCCGAGGACAGUCCAGAGGAGAGGAAGCUGGUGCUCAAGCUGGACCUCCUGAUCGUGCCUUAUGCCUUUAUUGUGUACUGGAUCAAGUACAUAGAUCAGACUAACAUCAACAAUGCCUACGCCUCGGGCAUGUCAAGCGAUCUCAACUUUACCGGCAACCAGCUCGUCCAGUUCCAGACCAUCUUCUACGUCGGGAACGUAGUCGGCCUCCUCCCCUUCAUCUACCUGUUCCCGCGCGUGCCCAUGCACAUCCUCGUGCCCACCCUCGACUUGUGCUGGGGCAUCUUCACCUUGCUACAGUACCGCGCCCAGAGCUACGGCGAGAUCAUGGCCUACCGCUUCCUGGUCUCCCUGUUCGAGGGCCCCUACUUCACCGGCGUACACUUCGUCCUCGGCUCCUGGUACCGCAGCGACGAGGUCGGCCGCCGCGGUGGCACCUUCUACACAGGGCUGACACUCGGCACCCUGACCGCGAGCCUGUUGCAGGCCGCCGCCACGACCUACCUCGACGGCCACAACGGCCUGCCCGGGUGGAGGUGGUUGUUCAUCAUCAACGCCAUCAUCACGUUGCCCGUUGCGCUGCUGGGCUUCUUCAUCUGGCCUGGCACGCCCGACAGGCCCAACCGGCUGGUCAUCAAGCCGCACGAGCUCGAGCUCGCGAGGGCCCGCCUAGAGCGCCACGGUUCCCGAGUAGAGAGCGCCCCUUUCACGUGGGCCUUGCUAGCCCGCAUCUUCAAGAAUUGGAAGUUCUGGGUCAUCUUGUUCUGGGACACCAUCUUCUUCAACACGAGCGCCAACUCGGCCGCGUUCCUGCUCUGGAUCAAGAGCCUCGACCGGUAUGACACCGCCGCCAUGAACAACCUCGCCGCUAUCAGCCCCGCGCUGGGCAUCUUCUUCGUCUUCUUCAUCAACUAUUCCGCCGACCUGUGGGUAUCGCGUCCCGUCGCCAUCAGUACCGCCUCGGCCUUCAACUUCACGGCGCUGGUGAUCCUGUCCGUCUGGGACGUGCCCGAGGCCGCCAAGUGGUUCGCCUUUAGCGUGACGUAUUCGUCGGUCGCCGUGUCCUCGGUCUUGUACGGUUGGGCGAAUGCGAUCCUGAGGGACAAUAUCGAGGAGAGAGCGCUGACGCUGACGCUCAUGACGGCUGUGGGCACAGCAACGAACGCGUUUGUGCCGAACCUGACGUACCCAACUGUGGAAGCUCCCAGGUACCCAAAAGGUUAUGUAUUCUCUGCUGUUAUGGUCGUGUGUCUUGUCAUCAUGACCUGGAUCAUGUCUCUACUCUUUGGGGAAAAUGGAGACAAGAGACAGAAGCAAGUGUCUGGCACAGAAGAGGUGGAAGCUCUCCCUUCAGACUCGGACCUCCACAGAAUCAACCAACAUGUUCAAGUCAAGGGCAACAGUGCUGAUAAGGUUGAGACCAUACCAGUCAAUUAA
Messenger RNA from Cryphonectria parasitica EP155, 1494 nucleotides. RefSeq lists its product as uncharacterized. Gene Ontology annotation, biological process: transmembrane transport. Gene Ontology annotation, cellular component: membrane. Lineage: Eukaryota; Fungi; Ascomycota; Sordariomycetes; Diaporthales; Cryphonectriaceae. The transcript has 3 exons. Gene Ontology annotation, molecular function: transmembrane transporter activity. The record is from RefSeq and is a predicted model, not a curated record. The coding region runs from base 1 to 1494 and encodes 497 amino acids.